This is a messenger RNA of Penicillium diatomitis, 1404 nucleotides long. RefSeq names its product aldehyde dehydrogenase family protein. The record is from RefSeq and is a predicted model, not a curated record. The transcript is spliced from 4 exons. Gene Ontology annotation, molecular function: aldehyde dehydrogenase (NAD+) activity. Bases 1 to 1404 code for a protein of 467 amino acids. Lineage: Eukaryota; Fungi; Ascomycota; Eurotiomycetes; Eurotiales; Aspergillaceae.
AUGUCCAACCAGAUCAAGACAGUCAACCCUGCAACCCACGAGAUCAUCUUCGACCAACCUGGAACUUCGGUCGAGGAAGCUCGCAAGCUCGCCACCGCCUCCAGGCGAGCAUUCCAGUCAUGGCGCACCGUGAGCCUAGAGGACCGCAUUGCUAUUGUUAAGCGUGCACUGGAAAUCAUCGACUCUCGGAUCGAUGAUUUGGCCAAGGAAUUGACCAUCCAGAUGGGCCGUCCCGUUCGUUAUUGUGCGGGAGAAAUCAAGACGGCCGCUCUUCGCGCGGAACACAUGAUCAAGAUUGCCAAGCAGAGCUUGGCUGAUCUGCCUGGUGAGCCCCAAGAGGGCUUCAGGCGUAUGGUGAAGCAGGUGCCUGUUGGGACGGUUCUUGUUGCUUCUGCUUGGAAUUACCCCUACCUCACCACCGUGAAUGCCCUCGUCCCCGCGCUGCUAGCGGGCAACACCGUCCUCUUGCGUCCCUCUCCCCAAGUACCCAUCUUCGGUCAAGGGCUCGCUGAAGCAUUCACAGAGGCUGGUCUGCCCCAGGAUGUUCUGCAGGUCCUGCAGAUUGGUAGCCUGGACGUUCUGGAUCAGAUUGUCCAGAUUCCCGAGAUUCACUCUGUUUCAUUCACCGGAUCAACCGCGGGCGGUAUCCGUCUCAGGGAGGCAACUGCAAAGCAAGUCAAGCCUGUGCACUUGGAGCUGGGCGGUAAUGACCCUGCCUAUGUUCGUCCUGACGUGGACGUCAAGAAUGUUGCCGAGAACUUGGUCGAUGGAGCGGUCUUCAACUCCGGACAGAGCUGCUGCUCAGUUGAGCGUGUCUAUGUGCACGAGAAGGUUUACGAUGAGUUUGUUCGUUGCGUCCAGGAAGAGCUCAAGGGAUACAAGCUAGGAGAUCCCUUGGAUCAAACCACAACCACCGGUCCCGUCGUUUCCGCGCUCGCCAAGGAAAAGAUCCAAUCUCACGUCGACGAUGCGCUGAAGAAGGGCGCCGUCGACGCUACACCCGAGAACGAGUCCUUUUCACUCGCCCAAACCAGUCAAAAGGGCAACUUUGUCGCCCCCGUGGUCCUCACCAACGUCAACCACGACAUGCUCACAAUGAAAGAGGAGACUUUUGGCCCCGUCAUGCCCAUCAUGAAGGUCGCCAGCGACGAGGAGGCCAUCUCUUUGAUGAAUGACAGCGACUACGGUCUCACGGCGAGCGUAUGGACCAAGGAUAUCGCCCGUGGCGAGGAACUCAUUGACCAGAUUGAAGCGGGCACGGUCUUCAUCAACCGAUGCGACUACCCAGCUCCGGAUCUCGCUUGGACUGGCUGGAAGAUGUCGGGUCUGGGCUGCACCCUGGGACCCCGAGGAUUCGACGGAUUCGUCAAGUUGAAGAGCUACCACAUCAAGAACGCUUCUUGA